This is a messenger RNA of Chiloscyllium plagiosum (whitespotted bambooshark), 1896 nucleotides long. RefSeq names its product SH3 and cysteine-rich domain-containing protein 2-like. Gene Ontology annotation, biological process: positive regulation of voltage-gated calcium channel activity; positive regulation of protein localization to plasma membrane; skeletal muscle contraction. The record is from RefSeq and is a predicted model, not a curated record. Gene Ontology annotation, molecular function: protein binding. Lineage: Eukaryota; Metazoa; Chordata; Chondrichthyes; Orectolobiformes; Hemiscylliidae.
UUGUAGCAAAGUUGGAGAGUGGAGUGUGAGUUGUUCGGAGCAGCCGCUGAGAGUAACUGAGGGGGAUUUAAAGCUCAGCGUGCUGGACCAUGACAGAAAACAGCGAGACUGAAAGCGAGCCUCAGAAAACAGAACUGCAGAGGUCACCCGGCUCCGUCUGCAGCCACCAAGAAACCAAGCUUCAACGCUUGAAGAGGUCACUGUCCUUCAAGACAAUCCUCAGAAGUAAAAGCGUUGAGAACUUUUUCCAGCGGUCCAACAGUGAAGUGAAAUUUCCAGCCGAGAUACUGCCUCCUCCACCCACUCCACCCCCAACACCGCCCACUGCUCUCCUGCCAGAUGUAUCACCCAUCAAUGAGCCACCAGCAAGGAAGUCCCACCAAGCCUCGUUACCUCUCAAACCAGUAAGGUCGCACAACUUUCAAGAAUUUGUCUUCAAAAAGCCUACAUUUUGUGACAUCUGCCAUCACAUGAUUGUAGGGUAUUCUAAACGAGGAUGGCGUUGCAAACUCUGUAAAAUUAAUGCUCACCCACAAUGCGGAGAAGGUGCAUCUCGGCAACAGUGCAUCGGAAAGCUGCCGAUGGGAUUCCGUCGAAAUUUCAGCUCUCCACUUCUCAUCCAUGAACAAUAUGGAUUUGUUAAGGAAGCCAUGCCAAUUGCCACAAGCAGCAAAGUGGACCCAGUGUAUGAAGCACUCCGAUUUGGGACUUCUCUUGCCCAGAUGAGCCGGUCAAGUUUUGGCAGUUUCUCUGAAUCCCCGACAAGGCAUUUGGGUGAAAAUGGAGACAUUGCUGAGGAGCCCGAUGUCAGCACAAACUGUUCCAAUGAGACUGAGAUCCAGAAAGACACCACGCCUUUGGAGAAUGGAAUUGUUGAAACAGAGGAAAAGAAAGACAACACAGUCCCCACUCAGGUUAGGAAGCUCUCCAUGCGUAAGGAUAUGCUACAGAUGCACACGUAUGUGGCUCUCUACAAGUUCAUCCCUCAGGAGCACAAUGACCUGGAGCUACAGCAAGGAGACAGAAUCGUGGUCACAGAUGAUUCCAAUGAGGAUUGGUGGAAGGGUAAAAUUGGUGACAGAGUCGGGUUCUUCCCUGCCAAUUUUGUUCAACGCAUCCGACCUGGAGAGAGAGUUUGGCAGUGCAACAGAACGUUCCAGGGCAGCAAAGAGCAAGGGCAGUUGCCACUGAAAGAAUUACAGGUCUGUAUCGGGCGGGGAGAGGAAACGAAUGGCUUUGUCAAGGUUUGCAGUGGGAAAAAGCGAGGAAUUGUACCAGUGGAUGUUCUCCAGGAAAUCUGACUUUUUUUAAAGUUUCAAGCCUAAGGACGGCCAUGAUCACCUCUUUUAAACAGAAAAUACACAGACGGUUAUGUACUGAACAUUUAUCAACUGUAGGUCCAUGUGUCUUUGCUACCACACCACAUUAGAAUGACUGAGGUUGAUAGGGCCCAGAAAUAAUGAGGCUCUGUACAUUCAUCUCUCACGCCACCUCUUGUCGUCACAUUGACAAACUUGUAGAGCAGAGCUGAAUACGUUCCUUGGCGUAUGUUAAAGCAGCGAUCUGAAGACAUUUUGCACCAGCUUUCACUGGGUUGUCCAUUCUGCCCUUCUUGUAUUUUUAAAAAGCACAAAUAUACUCCCCAAUUCCACUCGCCAUGUGCCACCAUUUAUUGUUAAUACACUUAAGAGCUAAAGAAAUUGGAAACAUUUCUUCUUACUCAAGGUAAUACUCAUCUAUUUGAUUUUAAUGAGGCAAUAUUUUUGGAACAUUGUUAUACAAACGAGAAGUUAUUUUGACCUUGCCUAAUGAUGGGCAACUAGUCCAAAAAAAAACGAAAGAACUGCAGAUGCUGUAAAUCACAAACAAAAUCAGAAAUUGCUGGAAAAGCUCAGC